AUGCGAGGAUGCUGAGAUUUUUCUGUCAAUGCAUUUAUAAAAAAGAAGGCUAAAAAGAAAUCCCUAUAUAGAACUCAAAAAGAGGAUAUCAUAGACAUGAAAUUUAGCAAAAACAACAGAAUGAUGAAAAGCUCAUUGGGAAAACUUAGGAGUAAUUUUAUUUUUAAUCGAAUUGCAAAUAGAGGACGAAAUUUAGACAACAUACCUGUAAUCAAAAACCUAGUGUCUUUAAAAUCACAGAUGGAGAUGCCGAUAGAACAAUACCAAAAUAAAAAAGAUAAUAAGUUAGCUCUAUUUUUUGUUUAUUAUUCAAUCUCAUUUCUAAAAGUUUAA
Blepharisma stoltei is the source of this 333-nucleotide messenger RNA. The record is from the annotation of a GenBank genome assembly. Lineage: Eukaryota; Ciliophora; Heterotrichea; Heterotrichida; Blepharismidae.